Molecule: messenger RNA, 4242 nt
Organism: Gymnodraco acuticeps
Lineage: Eukaryota; Metazoa; Chordata; Actinopteri; Perciformes; Bathydraconidae
Gene: tmem68
Product: transmembrane protein 68
Exons: 9
Coding region: 985-1986 (333 amino acids)
Cellular component (GO): membrane
Molecular function (GO): acyltransferase activity
Source: RefSeq, a predicted model, not a curated record
UUUGCCCGGAAGUGACGCAUUUGUUAGUGGACUAUCAAACUUGAUCAACCGGCAUGGAUUGAUGGGGGGUGGGCUAUGAGUAGACAAGAGGAGAAGAGAUGAGUUUUGAAAAGGGACUGGAAUACUAUGAGGGUCUCAGAAUAGGGUUUUCCAAAUAUAAUUUGUUUUCCAAAUAGUGAAAAAUUAAAUAUAAGAUGUUUCUAGUGUGAACCAAAAUAUAAUACUAAAUAUUAUGCAAGUGAUGCAAACAUGGCAUAGAAACACAUUAUUCUAAUACGGGUCCUUUUUGACCCACUUAUGGAAUAGUGUACGGUCCAGUCACUCGUGCAUCUAAGGCGUUGCUGAUUCAGAACUUGUGUUUUUAGUUAUCAAGAACACAACAAAUACACCCGAUUUAAUUUGGCUCAUGUAUGUAGAUCAUUUACUUGUAAUUACUGUAACAGACUCUUCGACUGUAUCGUUAGAUUAAUAUCUAUAGCCUACAUUUAUUUAGUCGUUUAGUUGUGCAAGUAUGAGUAGGGAUUGAUGCAAUCAUAUUUGAUGACAACACAUUUUCAUCAACUUUGUUGCUCUUUAUUUAAUGUAUGUGUGUGUUCAUUUUGUGUCAUGUUGCAUUUUUGAAAAAUGUAUUGUUUUCAAACACACAGUAUUUGCACUUUUAUUUUGAAGGAAGUGUCUGUUGUGUUGCUGUUUAGCGGAAAUGAUCUGUCGGUCCAGUAUUGUCAGGAACUGAAUCACCCUAAGGGUUAACACCUUGUCGUGUCACCGUCAAAGCGUUCCGGGUUCAGGGACAGGGCAGUUGUUAGCUUACGGACUUGAAUGUUCUUUCCGUGUAAUAUUAAAUAUAUAUGAGCUUGUUUUAAUGGAUCUGUUCAUGGAGUAGUCGACUGUCAAAGUUCACCUGUGUGUAUGCAGAUGUUCUCCACACAGUGUGUUCCGUCCCUGUGAGGCUCAUCUCAGCUGUUUGAAGCGUCUGUCAGCAGGAUGUCCCGCAGCGGGAACGAGUCCUGUCUGAGGGGAGCAGAGGACACCGUCUCCUUCCUGGUGUGUGUGUUCCAUCAGUGGGAGGAGUGGGCGGGCCUCGGUCAGUUGGAGGACUAUCUGAGUGUUUUGGAGUACCUGCUGUGGGUCUUCACCCCUCUGAUCAUCGUCUUCAUCCUGCCCUUCCUCAUCGUCAUCCUCCUUUACCUCUCCAUACUCUUCCUUCAUGUCUACAAGAGAAAGAAUCAGCUGAGGGAAGCUUACUGCAACAACCUGUGGGAUGGAGCCAGGAAGACCCUGGCUACUCUGUGGGACGGACAUGGAUCCAUAUGGCACGGUUAUGAGAUCCAUGGGAUGGAGAAGAUUCCGGACAAAGGCCCAGCGCUGAUAGUGUACUAUCAUGGAGCCAUUCCCAUCGACUACUACUACUUCCUGGCAAAAGUUAUCCUGCAGAAGGGAAGGCCCUGCCACUCUGUCGCUGACCACCUGCUCUUCAAGAUCCCAGGUUUCAAGUUACUGCUGGAGGUGUUCAGUGUGAUCCACGGCCCUCAGGAGGAGUGUGUGCGUGCUCUGAGGAACGGCCACCUGCUGGGGAUUUCUCCAGGGGGAGUGCGGGAGGCUCUGUUCAGUGACGAGACCUACCCCCUCCUCUGGGGCAAACGCAGAGGCUUUGCACAGGUCGCCAUCGACUCCCAAGUGCCUAUAAUUCCAAUGUUUACUCAGAAUGUGCGGGAAGGCUUCAGAUCUCUGGGAACACUCAGAUUUUUCCGCUGGCUGUACGAGAGGUUCCGCCUCCCUGCAGCUCCUGUGUACGGAGGAUUUCCUGUGAAGUUCAGGACCUUCCUCGGGGAUCCCAUUCCUUACGAACCCGAUGUUAACGCUGCAGAGCUGGCACAGAAAGUGCAGCAGGCGGUGCAGGCUCUGAUAGACCAGCACCAGCAGAUCCCGGGGAACAUCCUGAGAGCCCUGCUGGAGAGAUUCCACAGCAAACACAAAGAGCACUAACCCUAACCCACAGCUCACAGACACACUGACAGUGAGGGACCAAGAGGACACACGAGGCUCCGUUGGGGCGGACCCUGACGUGUUGGAGUUUUUGCACAGCUGUCUUCACCGCUUCCACCCGACUGACACUGCAGAGGUUCCUGUAACAGAUCGUUUUAUCACAGGUUUCUCAUAUGUUUCCUUUUGAUCAACUCCCUUUUUAAUCAGUUUGAAUCUACACUUCCUGAUUUUGUGACAUUGGACUUGACAGUAAUCUUACCUCACAAUGAUUUUGAUGUUCUCAUAUAUUUGCCUUAAUUAAUUACUGUAUGGUCAGAUAAAUAUAAUGAAGGAUGAUAUUUUUCAGUUCAUAUUUAUGGGAUUCAGGCCAUUUCUUUACAAUUAUUUCUUUUUUUUUAAAUGUGAACAAGGACAUUAUUUAUGUCAGCAAGAGAUUCAUACAGUUAAUACAUGUGGCUAUUCCACAUGUUGGUGUCUUUAAAUUGAAGCUUUAUGUAUGAACCAAACUGAUAGUGACCAUAGUUCAUACCGACCUAAAGCUACUGAAGUACAACAGCACAACGUGGUGUGAAUGAGAUUAACUUGUACAUAGACUCAAACAUACAAAAGAGAACCGCAUUCUUUAUUAUAGACACUACACAGUGUUCAUUGCAUUGAUCAAUUCCACUUGUUUUCCUAAAAAUGAAUAUAGGCAGGCAGAUAACGCGUCAUUCCUCAGGCCUCCUUUUCUUCUAAUUUCCUGGAAAUUGACCCAAAAAUGUAAUAAAUAUUAAUCAAUUCUAUCCCUGUUAAUAGAACGGGCUGUUUGGUUUUAUAAAUAUAGAAAAGGUUUCGGACAAAGAAAAAGUUAUUUCCCCCUACAUCCACCUAUAAUUAUUUGCUCAAAUGUUGUAGGAAACCGAUGAAAUUCUGUUGGAUAACCCAAUCAAACAAAAAGGAAUUAACCUGUAAAAAUAUGCAGGCUCUCAUUUAUGUUACAGUUGUAGUCCGUUCUCUAAAUGUAGUUCAUCUCACACUACAGAACCUUCUAACAGAUGUCAUUUUAAUUUACAAGACUCCCUGAGACUGUCCUAAAAUGGCAAAGCUAAACUCGUUGUAAGUUAAUUGUGUCAGCUGUUAUGCUGUGUAAGGACUCUGUCACACUUUAUAUUGCUGUUGCUUGCUUCCAAUUGUAAUACCUUGAAUAUUUGUUAUUUUGUAACAUAUUCAUAAGCAACCAUCUUGUUCAAAGAGUCAAUCAGCUCAGAAUGAACCCAAGUUACUGUGAGGCUUCUUCCUGUUUCAUGUGCACUGCCCAUGUGAUGUUGGGACUGUAGGUCGGGCAGAUAGGACAUUUGAAGACGUUACCCAUCACACAAUUUAUUCGUCAUUUUAUACAUUGAAUAAUUCAUCAAAUACAUUGCAAGAGAAAAUAAAUGUAUCAAUCAAUGAUGACAUUCAUCAUUGUUAGUAGCCCUACACAUAGCAGUUGUGCCAUACAUCUAAAAAUGCCAAAGAUAUCUGAGAGAUGGCUUAUUAUCAGUCAAUUCAACUUCAGGUAACAAACAAAGGCUAAAUUAAGUAAAAGAUGGAGACUUAUGCACUAAACAAUGAAAACAUACUGAGAUCAAAAAGUAUAAUGUAUUCAAAAUAGAACUAAAAGGAACCAAAGAGUUUCACUAAUACAAGUUAUUGGAGUAAACAGGUAACGGGGAUGUGGAAAAAAUGGUACUAUAAGUUGUUAUUUAGAAAGAUGAUUUGAAACAACCCGGUCCAGUUAAACACUGAUGUGCCCAAUUUAAACAGCCCUACAUCAAACCUUCAACAGAAGCACAUUAUCAUUGUUAUGCAUCAUUGUAAAGUUAUGUUUGCAUUUUGUAUUGUACUGCAUGUGGAGUUUUGGGAUAACAUUUUAUAAAAAACCUGUUAUAAAUAUGCACAAACAAGCCUCUCGCUGAAAUAUAUAUCAUAUCCAAAUCUACUAAUGGAAGACUUUAUUGGAUGCGUUUAUGAAGAUGUAAAUACUGUGAUUCCACGGCUGGUUUUGCACACGGUCAGAAGUAUUGCUGCCAACAAGCUUCUGUGAGACCAGGUGUGUUUAGUGACGUCUGUCUGUUUGCUUUACUCGUGAACUGGUUGCCUUUUUCCACAUUUAUGUUGAUAGUAAUUUUUGAGAUAAUCUAACUUGUAUUUUUUAAUUAUGUCAAUAUAUACAUGUUGCACUUUUAAAUAUUCAGAUCCACUUUAACCUGUUAAUAAAUCUAUUUUAUUAAGAUG